UCACCAAAUUUUUAUAAAUCUAUGCAUAUACUCUUCUCAGCUUCGACCUUUCUUGCAGUAAUUUCAACAAAAAACUUACCUGCCUUUUUUGACUCAACCCCAAAAAACUUAUCCCACUAUUCUUGUCACAUUCUCUCACCUCUUACUUGGCCUGAGUUCUUGGCAGUAGCUGCUAAUGGCUUUCUAGCUGAUCUGUUAAUCUCCAAUGAGCAGCCUCCCAAUUGCUGACAGUGGAGAUCUGAACCUUACAAACAAGCAUUCAUGUUAGAAGUUGAGAAAAAGAGGAGAGAGAGAGAGAAUCUGAAAUGGUGAAAGUUGGAGUUUAUGUAGCCCUUGGUAUAAUAGGGGGCCUCCUGGCCUGCAUAGCAGUAGGGGCAGCUUUCAUCUACACCAACAGGAAGAGAGAGAGGGAGAGGGAGAGAGAGGAGGGCUCCAUGAUCAAGAAUGGAGAUUUGGAGCUGCAGCAACUGAGUUUGAGCAUCAGAACCACCAGUGAAAACACCAAAGUCUCAUUUGAGGGAUCUCAAUACAAUUUCGAAGAUCCAAUCACCACCACUGAUGCCACCACUCCCCACAAGAUGAGGAUUGAGUACUACACAAUUGAGGAGCUCCAAAAGGCAACAGAAGACUUCAAUUUGAGUAACCUGAUCGAGGGAUCGGUGUACCACGGCCGUCUCAAGGGGAAAAACUUGGCCAUCAAGCGUGUCACGUCCGACACAAUCUCGAAGAUCGACUACCAAAUUUUCCAGGAGAGGAUGCAUCGCCAUCCCAAUACAAUCAGGCUGUUGGGCACCUGUGUGACAGAGGGUCCGGAUUCUUACAUUGUUCUUGAGUACGCAAGCAAUGGCUCCUUGAAGGAUUGGAUCCAUGGUGGAUUGGCAAUCAAGAGCCAUUUUAUUGCUUCUUGCAACUGUUUCUUGACGUGGAAUCAGAGGGUGAAAAUUUGCCUCGACGUAGCCACAGCCCUGCAAUACAUGCACCACAUCAUGAAUCCCUGUUAUGUGCAUAGAAACAUAAGAAGUCGAAACAUAUUUCUCAGCGAAGAUUUCAGUGCAAAAGUUGGAAACUUUGGCAUGUCCAAGUGUGUUACGCACGAAACAGAGGAUCAAGAGGGACAACAUAAUGCUGCAUGUGCAGGAUACUUACCACCGGAGUAUCUGAAGGGAGGCACAAUCUCCGCAGGCAUUGAUAUAUUUGCAUAUGGCGUCGUCUUGCUCGAGAUCCUGUCCGGCAAACCUCCAAUAGAAGAGAUGGAAGACGGGAAUGGAACGGUUAAGCUAUCUGAUGAGAUAAAGCAUGUCCUGCAGCCAGAAGAUGGAGAUGCAGAACGACUGAGAGGAUGGAUAGAUACCUCAGUAGGGGAGAAUUACUCAUUUGAUGCAGCAGUUCAGUUGGCGAAUCUUGCAAGAUCCUGCGUGGAGGACGACCCGAGCUUGAGGCCUACGGCCGGAGAAAUUGUGGAGAAGUUGCUUAGGUUGGCGGAAGAAUUGCCCGACGAGGAGGAGCAGCAAUUCAAUUAUAUCCCUGGAGAGAGCAGUACAAAGCCCCUUGUCCGGGCGGCUGCAGCGAAGGAUUUGUGAAACCAGUCUUUUCUUCUAGCUACUACAACAUAAUCCAUCAAACACAUGUUAAUAAUAUUGGGUCUUGGAAUGAGAUUUUUGUUGGCAAGAAUGUAGUGUAAGAAGGCCAAAAAGAUAAAAAUGCAAACAUAAGAUAGAUAGUGUUCUGAAAAUGUGUAGUAGAAAACUUGCCAAACUCAUGGUAAUAUUCCAGUUAAAAGGGUGUUUGAAACUGUAAUAUGCAAUCAAAUUGGAUGGAAUGAUGUUUGAUUC
Molecule: messenger RNA, 1832 nt
Organism: Andrographis paniculata
Lineage: Eukaryota; Viridiplantae; Streptophyta; Magnoliopsida; Lamiales; Acanthaceae
Product: protein LYK2
Exons: 1
Coding region: 306-1580 (424 amino acids)
Biological process (GO): protein phosphorylation
Molecular function (GO): ATP binding; protein kinase activity
Source: RefSeq, a predicted model, not a curated record